This is a messenger RNA of Musca vetustissima, 5115 nucleotides long. RefSeq names its product phospholipid-transporting ATPase ABCA3-like. Lineage: Eukaryota; Metazoa; Arthropoda; Insecta; Diptera; Muscidae. The coding region runs from base 1 to 5115 and encodes 1704 amino acids. Gene Ontology annotation, biological process: lipid transport; transmembrane transport. Gene Ontology annotation, cellular component: intracellular membrane-bounded organelle; membrane. The transcript is spliced from 12 exons. The record is from RefSeq and is a predicted model, not a curated record. Gene Ontology annotation, molecular function: lipid carrier activity; ABC-type transporter activity; ATP hydrolysis activity.
AUGACACAACGUAUCGGAAAUUGGGAAAAAUUCAAAUUGUUAACGUGGAAAAAUUGGCGACUAGAAUGGCAUCACAAAAUUCAACUUUUGAUCGAAAUAUUGGCGCCAGUGGUAUUUGCAUUGCUGAUGGUGUUGUUGCGAAUGCUGGUUGUGGCCAAAUCGAAAGAUCUUCUCACAUUUCCACCACAAAAUAUCGAUAAUAUUAAUUUAUUCAGUGAAGAAAUGUUCUUUCUUGGAUUUGCAAAACCGGUAAUCUAUUCACUGCACUAUUCACCGAAUAAUCCCUACCUCACCAAUAUCGUUUGCGAUGCUGCCAAGGGGCUCAGGUUAACGUGUGAAGGACACCCAGAUGCGGCAGCAUUAGAAUUUGCCAUGGUCUCCAAUAACUAUUUAGCCGGUGUACAAUUCGAUGAUAGUUGGAGUAAUUUAGCCGAUUAUCCACAAAAAUUUGCCUUUUCUCUACGCUACCCAAGUGAAUUGAGAACCGAAAGAGCAGGUUCGGGUAAGACUUGGUUAACAACGAAACUGUUCAUGCCAAUGGGUUCGAGUGGACCACGCAAUCCAAAAGCACCAGAUGGUGGUUUACCCGUGGGCUAUAUACGUGAAUCGUUUCUGCCCGUUCAGCAUGCCAUUUCAAUGGCCUAUAUAAAAUUGGUAACACAACGAACAGAUUUGCCUACGGUGACAAUCCAACGAUAUCCCUAUCCGGCAUAUAUUUAUGAUCCCCUGCUGGAGGGUAUGGCCUUUUUUGUGCCAAUGAUCAUAUUGUUGAGUUUUAUUUAUCCCUGUUUGAAUAUUGUUAGGUACAUUACUGCCGAAAAGGAGAAACAGCUGAAGGAAGUCAUGAAAAUCAUAGGCCUGGAUAAUUGGCUACAUUGGACCAGUUGGUUUUGUAAAUACUUUAUUUUGAUGACUAUUUCGGCUAUACUCAUUACGAUUAUCAUGAAGAUUAAAUGGUCAAAUGGUGUUGCUGUGCUAACCUAUGCCGAUUGGUCUGUCGUGCUAUUCUUCUUCCUCAUCUAUGUAAUUGCGAGCAUCUGCUUUAGCUUUAUGGUGGCUACAUUUUUCUCAAAAGCAAAUACUGUAGCCGCUGUUAUUGGUUUUAUCUGGUUCAUUACCUAUUUGCCCUAUUUGUUUAUCUUCGAAACCUAUGACAAUUUGAGUUUGGACACUAAAUUAGGUUGGUGUUUGAUCUCAAAUACGGCUUUGGGUUUAGGGUUAAAGCUAAUAAUGCUUUUUGAGGGUACGGGUGAGGGAUUUCAAUGGAGUAAUCUCUUCAAACCGGUUAACAUUGAUGAUGAUUUGACCGUUGGCCAUAUCAUCCUGAUGAUGUUGGCUUCUUGUGUGAUAUAUAUUGCAAUAUGUCUCUAUGUGGAGCAGAUAUUCCCUGGCGAGUUUGGUGUUCCCAAGAAAUGGAACUUCAUUUUCUCACGCAGCUUUUGGGGUGGUGAUCGUAAAUCUAUUAGCAACGAAGAUGUACCCGGCGGCCAUGUGAAGCGUAACAAUCCCGAUGCAUUUGAACCAGAACCAGCUGGCAAACAUAUCGGUGUGCAAGUUAGAAACCUAAAGAAACGUUUCGGCGAUAAACAGGCUGUGCGCGGUUUAUCUGUCAAUAUGUAUGAAGAUGAAAUAACUGUUCUUUUGGGACAUAAUGGUGCCGGCAAGACAACAACAAUAUCCAUGCUGACGGGCAUGUUCCCACCCACAUCCGGCACGGCCAUUAUCAAUGGCAAUGAUAUUCGCACAAAUAUUGAAGGUGCUCGCAUGUCUUUGGGCAUCUGUCCGCAACACAACGUUCUCUUCGAUGAUCUGUCUGUGCGCGAUCAUUUGACAUUCUUUAGUCGUUUGAAAGGUUUAAAGGGGGAUGCCCUCACUCAGGAAGUAAAUAAAUAUAUUGGCAUAAUGGAAUUGGAAGAUAAGGCAAAUGUGGCCUCCAGCAAGCUGUCGGGUGGUAUGAAACGUAAGCUAUCAGUUUGUUGUGCACUUACCGGCAAUACGAAAGUGGUAUUGUGUGAUGAACCCUCAUCGGGUAUGGAUCCAUCGGCAAGACGUCGAUUGUGGGAUUUGCUGCAAUCGGAAAAAAUUGGACGCACCGUGCUGUUGACAACUCAUUUUAUGGACGAAGCAGAUGUUUUGGGUGAUCGUAUUGCCAUUAUGUGUGACGGUGAAUUAAAAUGUCACGGCACCUCGUUUUUCUUGAAAAAGAAAUUUGGUUCGGGUUAUAAAUUGAUCUGUGUAAAACGUGACGGUUGCAAUACCGAAGAAGUAACAGCUCUACUGCAAAAAUAUAUACCCAAUAUACAACCUGUUGCGGAUAUUGGUGCUGAACUGUCCUACGAACUACCCGAUAAAUAUUCACAUAUUUUUGAAGAAAUGUUUAGUGAUUUGGAAAAUAAUUCCGAUGAUCUGAAAAUAAAUGGUUAUGGUAUUGGUAUAACAUCCCUUGAAGAGGUAUUUAUGAAGGUGGGCGCCGAGAGUGAUACAAGAACAAAUGGUGGACAAAUUGCCAAAAGUGCUGCUCCCACUGCCUAUCCUAAAGAUGAUGUUGAAUCAAGAAUAUCCGACAGUUUAUUCUCGGAAAAUAAUCGCCUACUUAAGGGCGUACAUUUACUACGCAACCAAUGGGAUGCCAUGAUCUUGAAAAAAUUUCUCCAUACAUGGCGAAACAAAUUAAUGUUCAUCAUACGAAAUGGGAUGGCAAUAUUUUUUGUAGCUAUGACAUUUAUCAUCGCCCGAGCAGAGGGUACAUUCAAGCCAUUGGAACCGAUGACAAUGCGUUUGACUCAGUACCCUAUGGCUGUUACAGUUUUAGAUACAGCUGCCGAUAUUGUUCCGGGUUCGUUUUUGGACAAAAUCUCCAGUGCUUAUAAAAAGAUAGCAACAUCGUAUGGCGACGAUUAUAAAUUGGAAUUGACCGGCAAUAAAAAUUUUAUCGAAUACAUUUUGGAUUUGGGUCGGCGCAUACAAGUGAGAAUUAAUUCAAGAUAUUUGGCAUCGGCAUCGAUACGAGGAAAUAACAAAAUUGUCGCAUGGUUAAAUAAUCAGCCGCUGCAUACGGCACCAUUGACGGUGAAUUUGGUGCACAAUGCCAUUAUAAAAGCUGCCAUGAAUGAUUCGUAUGAAAUAACCGUUACAAAUGCUCCCCUACCCUAUAGCACAAAAAUGGUAUUGAAACAAUUGGAUACUGGCAAUAGUCUGGGUAUUCAGUUAUCAAUGAAUUUAUGUUUCUGUUUGGCUUUUGUGAGUGCUUUCUAUAUUUUGUUCCCGAUCAAGGAACGUGAAUCACGUUCCAAGUUAUUGCAAUUUGUGGGCGGUAUUAAUGUGUGGAUAUUCUGGAUAUCACAAUUCCUAUGGGAUAUUAUGACAUUUACGCUGACAGCGUUGAUUGUGGUCUGUACGAUAGCAUGUUUCCAGGAAGAUGGCUUUGUGGGAUUUUCCGAUUUGGCCCGUUAUUUCUUGGUCAUAUUUAUAUUCGGAUUAUCUGUGCUACCAUUUACAUACCUGAUUUCAUUGUUCUGCUCGGAGCCAUCUACCGGGUUUGGCAGAACUGCAUGUAUAAACAUAAUCUGUGGCGUGGCUCUGUUUAUUGUUGUGACUGUCAUGUCAAUUGAGGUUUUUGAUACCAAGGACACGGCCGACCUGUUGGCAUGGAUCUUUCGAGUAUUUCCUCACUUCUCCUUGGCCAUGGCUCUUAAUAAGCUAUAUGCUAAUGUGGCCUCACGAAAGGUUUGCAGUUAUCAGGUUAUUGCCAGCCUACCCGAUGACCUGCGUUGUGAAUUAGUACCGAUAUGUUGCCAUACCACUCCCUAUUUCGAUUGGGAAGAACCUGGUAUUUUACCAGAAAUUGUUUAUUUACUUGCCACCUUCGUGGUGUCCUCUAUGAUAUUAAUUGGCCUUGAAUAUGGCAUUUUGAAUGAGUUAAUCUACAAAUGGAAACAAAGGAAUUUCAAACCCACACCCCCUGCGGAAGAUGCCAAUCGUGAUGAUGAUGUUGAAUCGGAGAAGAAGAAAAUUCUCAAAAUGUCUCAAUCGGAAUUACAAAGCCAAAAUUUGGUAUUGAAUCGUGUUACGAAAUAUUAUGAUCGUUUUUUGGCUGUUAAUCAAAUUUCGCUGUGUGUUAAACCAGCUGAAUGUUUUGGUUUGCUGGGUGUAAAUGGUGCCGGUAAAACGACCACCUUCAAAAUGAUGACCGGUGACGAACGCAUCACCAGCGGCACAGCCUAUGUUAAGGGUUUGAAUUUGGCUGCAGAUGUCACCAAGAUAUACAAAGAAAUUGGCUAUUGUCCACAAUUCGAUGCUCUGCUUGACGACUUGACGGGUCGUGAAACUUUACGGAUAUUCUGCCUACUACGUGGCGUACGACGUGAUCGCAUCGAACACAUUUCCCAAGAAUUGGCAAAAUCAUUUGGUUUUAUAAAACAUUUAGAUAAAAAGACGAAAGCCUAUAGUGGUGGUAACAAACGUAAAUUAAGUACGGCGUUGGCUGUUAUUGGCAGUCCGUCGGUUAUCUAUUUGGAUGAACCCACCAGCGGUAUGGAUCCGGCAGCCAGACGGCAGUUGUGGAAUAUGGUUUGUCGUAUUCGUGAUUCGGGUAAAUCGAUUAUUCUCACAUCACACAGUAUGGAAGAAUGUGAGGCAUUGUGUACCCGCCUGGCCAUUAUGGUUAAUGGUGAAUACAAGUGUAUUGGUUCGACACAACAUUUGAAGAAUAAAUUCUCCAAGGGUUUAAUUUUGAAGAUUAAAGUUAAACGCAACUUCGUUGCUGAGAAAACGAAAAAGUUUUUAAUUUUUAAAAUUUUAUUAAAAAGCAGAAAUAGGGUCAGCUUGACCAUUGAAAAUAACGCAGCUCAAAUUCGUGGACAAGCCAUUGAUACGGUGAAGAGUUUCAUUGAAACCGAAUUUCCUCAAGCCAUUUUACAGGAAAAUUUCCAAGGUAUUCUUACCUUCUACAUUCCAUUGUCCAGUAUUAAAUGGUCGCAAAUAUUCGGCCUUAUAGAAAAAAAUCGCGAUCGUUUAAAAAUCGAAGAUUAUUCAAUAUCACAGACAACAUUGGAAGAGAUUUUCUUAGAGUUCGCCAAAUAUCAACGUGAAGAUAGCCGUCAGACAAAAAAGUGA